Molecule: messenger RNA, 676 nt
Organism: Malaya genurostris
Lineage: Eukaryota; Metazoa; Arthropoda; Insecta; Diptera; Culicidae
Product: large ribosomal subunit protein uL15-like
Exons: 4
Coding region: 150-599 (149 amino acids)
Biological process (GO): translation
Cellular component (GO): ribosome; cytosolic large ribosomal subunit
Molecular function (GO): structural constituent of ribosome
Source: RefSeq, a predicted model, not a curated record
UCUCUGCAACAGUCCCCACAUGAAAACUCACCACCGGAAACAGUGAAAUAAAAUGUCAAAGUCGUUGCUACCUUCUUUUUCCGGUGAUCUCGGUUGCUGUUGAACGCAUUUUGUAGCAGCAGUCUAGUUCCUCCGUUAUUUCAGCCGAAAUGGUUAAUCUACGUAAAAGGAAGAAGACUAGGAAACUACGCGGUCACGUCAGCCAUGGCCAUGGACGUAUCGGAAAGCAUCGUAAGCAUCCCGGAGGUCGUGGUAACGCUGGUGGUAUGCACCACCAUCGGAUAAACUAUGAUAAGUAUCACCCUGGUUACUUUGGUAAAGUUGGUAUGAGGAAUUUCCAUUUGAACCGCAACCAUCAGUACUGUCCAACGUUGAAUCUGACUAAACUAUGGUCAUUGGUGGGCGAAGACAAGCGCAUUGAGUGCAAGAAGGAGAAGUCCAAAGUACCAGUGGUGGACUUAGUGAAAUUUGGCUACUUCAAAUUGCUUGGAACGGGGCAUAUUCCCAACCAGCCCAUCAUAGUUAAGGCCAAGUUUUUCUCCCGGAAGGCAGAGAAUAAAAUAAAGGCUGCAGGUGGUGCAUGCAUUCUGAGGGCGUAACUAUCAGUAACCAAUGUUUUUAAGACCGUAAGAAAGUAAACUUGUGAAAAAUACAUGAAAAUUCUUUCAAAGAAAAA